AUGAAAACCCUGGCAAUAGCUGCUCUACUAAACUCUCAAUCUGAAGCGGUUCUGGCAGAUAACAACUGGACCGAAUGGGAAGCCAUAACCGAUUGCACCGCCGAUUGCAUCACCCAAAACGUCGGAACAUUAAUCUACCAGCGCUCCCGGCUCAACUACCUGGUCGACGAUCUGAACAACUCGACGAUUCCGGAAAUUCAGAAUAAGACAGAAAUCUGCACCGCGGAUUCUUUCUGCCCGAAAUGGUCAAAAUGGGAGAACGCGCCAACUCCUUGCUCAGCAACUUGCGGUGGGGGCACUCGAAGUCAGAUUCGAAAGUGCAUCAAUGGGCAAAUUGGCCAGGUUGGAUGCCAAGGGCCUGUGCAACAGCUCGUCGCUUGUAAUGAAGAUCCAUGUCCCUCGUGGAGCUCGUGGUCAAUCGAUUACGACGGCGGUCAAACCUGCGGUCCAUUCUGCAAAAUGACAAAAACACGCUCGUGCAAGAGUGGCGAGAAAAUUCUUGUUGAAAUUCCAGCGCCGUGUCCUGGUCCAGCCCGGCUUGACACUGGUUGUUCUCCCUGUGGAAGUUGGAGUGAUUGGAGCGAAGGGGAGUGCUCGGAGACGUGUGGGGAGGGAAAGAUUUUGGCUGAGAGAGAGUGCUUGACGGAAGAGGGCAUUUUUGCUGACGAUUGCCCGGGGCAAUCCGUGAAGGUUGACAGUUGCAAAAUCGCGGAUUGUCCAACAACAGUCCCUCGAAAUCUCGAGUCGGCAUCAAACACAACAACAACGACAGUAUCAACACCUACAUCAACACCUCUCUCAACAAAACCAGCACUCAAUUCAACAACAAUUCAAAGCACCAGACCUCGAUUCGUCCCUUCCACUGUUUCCUUGUUGUCUCCAACCCCACCUCAAAAUAUUGAAACACUCCUGGCCGAAGAUUUCCACUGCGAAGAAAAUUGGGAAAAACUUCGGUUUUGGGAUGGAUGGAAAUGCGUGAUAUUCUUUCAAAACCCCCGACCCUGGGCUUAUGCCAACCGCGAUUGCAAAGGAGAAGACGCUCAUCUUCCGAUUCCGCACAGUAGCUUCGAUCAGUAUCAACUCUACGAGCUCGUUCGAAAAGCAAAGUUGCCCCUUCGAGCGACUUGGUUGGGUUUGAAGCGGAAUUGGGACCUGACUUGGGUCGAGGAUCACUCGACAGUCAACAUCGUCGACUUCAGUUACGACAACUGGCACAUUGGCUAUCCAGAUCCGACAGACUUCUACGCUGCAAUGCGGCAAAGCGAUGGACUUUGGUCGACUGGAAUCGGAAAAGCGUCCUUGAGAUUUUUUUGUUUUAAAAAUGCGUCUGAGAUUCAACUGAUAGACCUGGAUGCGCCGAUGAUAACGGCGGAUGCGUUGUUGACAGUUUUGGAUAAUAUGCUCGAGUCGAACCCGGAAGAGAUUGAUCUUGAAGAAAUUGUUGUUCAAGCAGCAUCAGAAGCAACAGACACUCCAAAGCUCAAUUCAACCGUUUCGACAACAAGAACUUCUUCAACAACAUCUCCCCAAAUAACAAGACCUUUACAGCAGACAAGUCAAAUUGUCCAAAAAUCACUGACGUCAACAAGGAGUACAACAACUAUUCUUACGACGACAGCGACAAAACCUCUUGAAACAAAUCCAAUUAUUGAAUCCCUACCACCAGCAUCGCCCAACAUUCCCGAAACAACAGCAGCUUCUGACAUGGUUUUUGACACCCCUUUUAUGUCGCCAGAAAUCCAAACAACAGAUGUCCAAGAAGAACUUCCAGACUUUCUGCAGCCGGCAGAGGAAGCAAACACGAACGGGUUCAUACCGGAGAAAAACCUUUCAAGUGCGAUCUAUGCGAAUACCGAAGCAGUUCAUCUUGGAACCUUGCAGAACAUCGAAGAAAAGGUCGUCAUCAAGAAAGAGAGCCAGAAAUUCCGAAACAAGAUCCUUCAAACCUUUUUUGCGAAACUUGUGGAAAACAUUUUUCUACCAAAUCUUCUUUGA
Oikopleura dioica is the source of this 1995-nucleotide messenger RNA. Lineage: Eukaryota; Metazoa; Chordata; Appendicularia; Copelata; Oikopleuridae. The record is from the annotation of a GenBank genome assembly.